GUAACUGUGCGCUCUUGCCUGCGCACCGCCCCUCUCCCUCAGUCCGCAUUUGGUUCUGCAAAAGGAAUUGACGGGUGCUGUUUGGAAAAUCGGUCUGUCUUUAAGGAUUAUUGAAGCCAAAAAACGAGACUUCUUGAAGACGAAAAGGUUGCUUUAUUAUUCCUAGCACUGUCUGAGACAACUUCGCAUGCUCUCCAUUGGUAGCCUAGUUAUGUAUCCUUAUCCUGGCGUUGAAAUAAGGAAAUUGAGAACUCAGUUGAUCUCUUCCUGAGUCGAUUAAACAAGGUGGACAUUACAUGGGAAGGACAUAUAGUCGUUAUUCACUAAUCAUCAUAACUGCAGUGUCCGUGCGUCAUCGAAGACAGGUUUCUGGUGGUUAUGGCAGCAAACACUCUGGAAUGAAGUGUGAAAAAUAACAUUCCAUGCGCAGAUAAAAAGGGAAAAUCUACGUUUUGAGGGCGAAGAGGAAGGUGUUCCGCCAAAGGCAUUAAUUUACAACAGUCAGAGAUGAAGGAAAAGUCCAAGAAUGCGGCGAAGACGAGACGAGAGAAAGAAAAUGGAGAAUUUUAUGAACUGGCGAAAUUACUGCCUUUACCUUCAGCCAUCACCUCACAACUGGAUAAGGCUUCAAUAAUUCGGCUGACAACCAGUUACUUGAAGAUGAGAGCCGUGUUUCCGGAUGGGCUGGGGGAGGCCUGGGGCCAGCCUACCAGAAUCAGCCCUCUGGACAACAUGGCAAAAGAACUGGGAUCCCAUCUACUUCAGACUCUGGACGGCUUCGUAUUCGUUGUCGCUUCAGACGGCAAAAUCAUGUACAUCUCUGAGACUGCAUCAGUCCACCUCGGCCUAUCCCAGGUGGAGCUGACGGGCAACAGUAUAUUUGAGUACAUCCACCAAUCAGACCAUGAUGAGAUGACGGCCGUGCUCAGCGCCCAUCAGCCCCUCCACCAUCACUUCCUGCAAGAGUACGAAAUUGAGCGCUCUUUUUUCCUGAGGAUGAAGUGUGUAUUGGCCAAGCGUAAUGCAGGACUGACGUGUGGAGGAUAUAAGGUGAUCCACUGCAGUGGGUAUUUGAAGAUCCGUCAGUACGUGAUGGACAUGGCACUGUUUGACUCGUGUUAUCAGAUCGUGGGUCUGGUGGCGGUGGGCCACUCCCUGCCUCCCAGUGGUAUCACAGAGAUCAAGCUCCAUAGUAACAUGUUCAUGUUCAGGGCCAGCCUGGACCUCAAGCUCAUCUUCCUGGACUCUAGGGUGGCUGAGUUGACGGGACACGAACCCCAGGACCUGAUCGAGAAGACACUAUACCACCACGUGCACGGCUGUGACGCAUUCCAUCUACGCUUCGCUCACCACCUCUUGUUGGUGAAAGGGCAGGUCACCACUAAGUACUACCGUAUGUUGUCCAAGCAUGGGGGCUGGGUGUGGGUGCAGAGCUACGCCACCAUCGUCCACAACAGCCGCUCCUCCAGACCCCACUGCAUCGUCAGUGUCAACUAUGUUCUCACGGACGUAGAAUAUAAAGAUAUGCAGCUGUCUCAGGAGCAGAGUCGAGCGGCCAAAUCCAGCUUGGUCUUUAAGAGUGGCCCGGCCUCCUCUCAGGACCCCCGCAAACAACAUAAGGCCAAAGCAGUCAAGAUCAAGAGCAAACUCAAAACAGCCCCCUACCCUCAGCCCAACAUCACCUACCAUCCAGACAAGCUGGACUGCUCCCCCCAAGGAGAGGCCUGGAAGGAGAGCCAGGCCCCCUGCCAGGGGCAGAGCUCUGGCCCCUCUGGAGGCCCAGAAGCUGAAGAGGUCCUGUUUAGCAUCAGCGCCCCGUAUGGGCUCUCCUUCCCCAACCCAUAUGGGAACCUACCCCACACGGACUCCCAGAGGAGGGUACGAUCCACCCAGGGUUCCUCUUCCGCCUCGCCCUCCCCGGCUUCCCCCAGCCUGGCCGCCCGGCAGCUGCUCAGCUCCCUGCAGGAUCGAGGGGGCGAGGAGCGCUGGAGCUGUGCCAACGCCAAAAGCCAUCCCGGUCACGCCCCGAGGCGCUCUGUUGCAUCGUGUGCCAUCACCACUGCCACUGCAGCAGCGUAUUCCGGCCCUACAGCGAGCAGGGGGUACCCCCCCAGCGAACCCCUCCAUGGUGUCCUCUCCAGCUGUGCGACCCUGCGCCCUAUCAGCAGGUACAAGGAAGAGCCCUACGAGCAUCACACACUUGGCCAGAGGAAGACCACAGAGGACCGCCUGCCCUCCCAGUCACAGGCCACGAAAGAGGACAGCAAGCUGCCGUUCAACCGAUACCACCACCACAAGGUCUCAGAAGGAGGUGGUUGCAUAGUAGGGGAGAAGCCUUUGUCCUGUCCUCUGCUGAGUAGCUCUGUGCUGGAGAAGGCGAGCUAUAAGCAGUCCGGGUCUCUCCACGGCCUGGGCCAGCCCUUCCCCAUGCAGGUGGUGCUGGAGCAGCACAGGAGGCUGUGUAUGAUGGAGUCCCCCUACAGCCACAGUGCCACUGGCCCCUUGGAGCACACGGACAGCAAUUGGGAGCGGAGGACCCCCAAGCUGCUGGAGCCUGAGGCGGGGGAGAGGAGGAUGUGGAUGGGGGUUGGAGUUGAAGUUGGGGUUGGGAUGGGGGUGGGAGUUGAAGUUGGGGUUGGGAUGGGGGUGGGAGUUGGGGCAGGCCUGCCGGCCCAGGCUCCGUACAUGUCUUUGAACCUCCACCACGUCUUGGCCAAACACAGCUCCUUCCAGGCCCCGCCCUACGCUGCCCUCGGCCAUUUGUCGGACAGCUACGGUUACCGUGGUGAUGAAAUGGGUUCUUAUGGCUACAAGAGCCAAAGCCCCGCCUCUGGCUCCUCCCCUGAGACCCACAGGGAGAUCCCUCAUUACAUCGGCACGUCCGUCAUCAUAACCAACGAGAGGUGA
Oncorhynchus keta (chum salmon) is the source of this 2907-nucleotide messenger RNA. RefSeq names its product single-minded homolog 2-like. Gene Ontology annotation, biological process: regulation of transcription by RNA polymerase II. The coding region runs from base 508 to 2907 and encodes 799 amino acids. Gene Ontology annotation, molecular function: DNA-binding transcription factor activity, RNA polymerase II-specific; protein dimerization activity; RNA polymerase II transcription regulatory region sequence-specific DNA binding. NCBI's taxonomy places the organism in Eukaryota, Metazoa, Chordata, Actinopteri, Salmoniformes, Salmonidae. The record is from RefSeq and is a predicted model, not a curated record. The transcript has 12 exons.